Messenger RNA from Fraxinus pennsylvanica, 852 nucleotides. The record is from the annotation of a GenBank genome assembly. NCBI's taxonomy places the organism in Eukaryota, Viridiplantae, Streptophyta, Magnoliopsida, Lamiales, Oleaceae.
AUGCUUUUGGCAUGUUGUGAAGCUGUCAAUCUGUAUUGUGUUUAUGAAUAUGGGAGGAAUGCAAAUUUCAGAUGGCCACUGCUCUUUCCAUUGUUGCACCAAACCAUGGGACUGAACAAGGAUAGCAUUCUGCUCAAUCUUCUUAUUGUAAUUUCAGUUGUGGAAUGGAUUCUGAUGUGGGUGAUAAGUUUGCCUUCUACAAUCAAAGAUGCGGCACAAAAGAUAACUCAAAAGGAUGGUAGAAUCUUCCAUUUUUACAAACCGCUACCAAAUUCUCUAUCUCUAUCAUCAGCAUCUGAAUCCUGGUCGAUUUGGGCCAAAUCAACCAACGGUGAUCUACUUGGGACUGAUAGUGGUGUAUUCAUGAGCACCGAAGCAGAUAUUUUUCCAAAAGAAGCUACAAGAUCCUACAAAUUCAAACAAACAAGGCGAACGGAAAAGAAGAAAGACUAUCCACCGCCAAUUCCUACACUGCCACCGCCCAUGGGCAACCUUUCGAUCCAAAAUCCAUGCUAUCUCUCUAGAAACUAUUGUGAUGGUAGGCUGAUUCUUCGACUGGAGAUUGUGAAAAGUUAUGAGUACUUUGAAUCCAUUAGAGAAGAUGGGUGUUUGAUGUUAAAUCUUAAACGCUUUGAGAUAGACAAUGAUGAGAAUUUAGAGGAACAAGAAGAUCUUCAAUUAUCUGCAGGCAAAGACAAGGGUAUGAGUGAGAAUUAUGAUCCUUCGAUUACAGAUGACAUUUUACAAAAUGGAUCAGUCCUGAAUUUUGCUUCUCUGAUGACUGGAAGUACAUUCAUAGAUGGUAUCAACACUUUUGGAGACAUGCAUGGCAAUACUAUCACAGCAGUGUAG